AUGGGUCUCCAGACCAUCUACGUGGUGAGGCACGGCUUCCGACAAACAUGGCCGGAUAGUGAAGGUCAAGCCGCACGAGAGCAAGGCAUCUUUGGCCCGGCGGACGCAUCCCUCUCACCGCACGGAUUCGAUCAAGCGACUGAGCUGGCGGCAUAUGCGAUCAGGCUGAAUCCUCCUGUCGGCGCCAUCUACUCGAGCCCCAUGAUCCGAUGUUUACAAACGGUUGCGCCCACCGUCAAUCGCGCUGCUGAAGAGGGAAAGAACCGAAUUCCCCUGCGCAUCGAGCAUGGACUAGGCGAAUGGUUCGGCGCUGAUGGCGCUCACGACUACACGCCGUCUUCUCUCUCGGCAUUGAAAGACCAAUUCCCGGCUUGUUCGUCGGAUUAUGUUUCCCUGUCGCCGCCCAUCCUCCACGGCGAAGAUGUCGAGCAGCUCCACAACCGCCUUGCUGGAAUCUUGACCCAUCUGAUUGCACGAGCCGACGAAGAGGGGCAUAGUGCGAUUCUGCUCUGCAGCCACGCCGCCGUGGUGGUCGCCAUUGGCCAUGUGCUCCUCGGUCGUGUUCAUCAGGAUGUUACGACCAAGGCCAUUGGAGCUUUCACCUGUGGCGUUUCAACCUACACCAGGAACCUGGAUGCUCCGAAUGUGAUCAAGACUUUGUCCAAGGCUGACAACGAGCAUCUCGGCCUGUGGUCGCUAACCGUCAACUGCGAUUGUUCAUUCUUGACAAAUGGCGCCGAGCGAGGCUGGCGCUUCUCCGGUUUGUCGCGUUUCACUAGGAAGCCCCUUGAGCUUGGUGAUGAAGUCGAUGAUGGAACCGGUCUGGGAGUGGUUGUCAAUGCGUCCUCUGCGACCUUGGGCAAGUGA
This is a messenger RNA of Capronia epimyces CBS 606.96, 867 nucleotides long. RefSeq lists its product as uncharacterized. The record is from RefSeq and is a predicted model, not a curated record. The transcript is spliced from 4 exons. Bases 1 to 867 code for a protein of 288 amino acids. Lineage: Eukaryota; Fungi; Ascomycota; Eurotiomycetes; Chaetothyriales; Herpotrichiellaceae.